Messenger RNA from Pichia membranifaciens NRRL Y-2026, 5226 nucleotides. RefSeq lists its product as hypothetical. NCBI's taxonomy places the organism in Eukaryota, Fungi, Ascomycota, Pichiomycetes, Pichiales, Pichiaceae. Gene Ontology annotation, biological process: calcium ion import across plasma membrane. Gene Ontology annotation, cellular component: membrane; voltage-gated calcium channel complex. The record is from RefSeq and is a predicted model, not a curated record. The transcript is spliced from 2 exons. Gene Ontology annotation, molecular function: high voltage-gated calcium channel activity; calcium ion binding. Bases 1 to 5226 code for a protein of 1741 amino acids.
AUGGACCCGUUCUCAUCUAAGGCUGAGGUUUUGACCACAACAAAUGAAAUCAAUAAUGACUCGGAAAUAAUCAGCGACGAGCUUAAAAAUGACGAGUUACCAUUAUUUGGUAAGUCGUUAAAGCAGUUUAACUCCAAAUCCAAACUAAGACAAACAUGUUACCUGAUCUUAACAUAUCCUUCCAUGAAUCAGGUUUUCACGUUGAUGCUAAUCAUACAAGUUGGAAUUCUGUCUUAUCAACAGUGGAAAUCUGAGAAUGGUUACGUUUCUGCUGCAAGAUACACGUGGGCCGAUUGGAUCUUGUUUGUAUUUUAUUUCAUUUAUACUGUUGAAAUGUGCGCCAAAAUUAUAGCUUUUGGCUUAUACGAUGAUUCAGAGAUGGUACAAGCGCUGCGCCUGCAGCGAUAUGAAAAUGAAUUACAAAAAUUCUACUCAAACCUUUACAAGCGAUUAAAAAAAUCAAAGUAUACAAAGGCUCCGUCAUUCUUCAAAGCUAAAACUUUCAAUCACAUCAGAAAAAGAAAGGAAAAGUCAUUAUUUUUAGACCAUAGCCAACUUGCUGAUGAACCAGGAUCUAGUUCUGAGAUGGAUGAUAGGUCUAAAGUUGAAAGCUCAGUUAACGAUAAGACUAGUGUCAAUAAAUUUGACAAAUUCCCUAUCCAUUACGCGUUUUUCAGAACUGACUGGAAUAGGAUAGAUUUUAUUUCUAUUGUGUGUUUCUGGAUUUCAUUCUUUCUCUCAUUGGAACGCCGAGAUAUAGGAAAAUAUCAGGUUUUCAGAUCUCUAAUGUGUUUGAGAAUCCUGAGACUUUUGAAUAUCACGAAAGGUUCUAGAGUGAUUUUGAAAGGUUUGAAAGAUUCUGCGCUGCAAGCAAAACAGGUUUUGGCAUUGUUGGUUUGUUUCUGGAUUCUUUUAUCAAUCAUCGGUGUCGAGUCAUUCAAAGCCUCUUUCAAACGUCAUUGUGUUUGGACUAAUCCCAACGAUCCAACAGAUACAUAUUCCAAUGAAUUUCAAUUUUGUGGCUCAUACUUGGAUGCCCAGACCUUGCAACCAAUGGCUUACUUUGACGAGCUGCAUUUGAGUACUGAAAGUAUUAAGGGCUAUACUUGUCCUGUAAAUUCGAAGUGCAUCAUGACUGAAAAUCCUUAUAACAACCGAGUUUCAUUUGACAAUAUUGCUCAAUCAAUGCAGUCUGUCUUUGUCGUUAUGUCUGCAAAUACAUUCACCGAUCUUAUGUAUUAUACCAUGGAUAGUGACUCUAUGGUUUCUUCAUUAUUCUUCAUCAUUUCACUCUUUGUUCUUACUGUGUGGAUGAUCAAUUUAUUUGUUGCUGUUAUAAUCCAUUCCUAUAAAGAAGAAGAUAAAUCUAGAAAAUCUCACAACAGUUGGCACAAAAAAUAUAGAAAUCUAUACGCAAAGUUUACUGAAAAACCAAAAAUUUUCAAAAUAAGCAGGAAACUUGAUGUUGUUUUCAUUAUCAUUAUCUUCAUCUCAUUCGUUUACAACUGCACUAAACAACGUGUAAAUGGCGAAAUACCUAAAAAAUACAAUUUGUGUGAUUUUGUUACUAGUAUCAUUAUGCUCUUUGAAAUAAUUGGAAGAUUUUGCCUUUUUGUUUAUGCUGGAAACUGGAAAGUAUUCUUUUACUCUGUUUUCAAUUGGGUUGAUUUGAUAAGCGCAAUUUUUGCAUUUGUUUUCAGUUUACCCCCCGUAUUUAAUUCUCUUGAGACAACGGUUUAUGGCUGGCUUUCUAUUUUUGGUAUCAUAAGAUUUUACAGAGUUGUAAGGUUCAUAAAACCUAUAAGAAAGUCAUGGGAGCUAGCAUUAAAGAGAACAAGACCCUUUGCCGAACUUAUUUUGUUUGGAGCAAUGUUGCUAUAUUUUAGUGGCAUUAUCAUGUCGAGACUUUUUGAGGGAAUUGUACCAAUUAGUGAAAUGAGUGACGAUCAAUGGAUUAUGUGUAAUUUGCCAAAUUGUAUCGUAUCACUUUUUAUUAUUACUACCACUGAGAAUUGGACAAAUGUUUUAUAUGUCGCUGAAAAGUAUUCCCCAAACACAUUCACUGCACUUUGCGUUGCUAUAUAUUUGAUUUCAUGGUUUGCUAUAUCGAACACAGUGCUGUUGAGUAUUUUUAUUGCCAUUAUCACUGAUAACUUAGAAUUACCUGAAGCAGAGAAAAGAAUCACUCAAAUCAAACAAUUUGUAAAAUCAUGUGUGGCCAAGGUGAAAAAUAAUGAGCAUGAAGGUUUGGUUGACUUGAUCAAGAAUAAUUUUGAUAGAACUGCAGUUUCUGAAGAAGCCAAUCAUUUUAUUAACCGUAUGAAUGAAUUGCUUAUUGCGAACGGACAGACACCUAUUGAUGUGGAAAAUUUUGACGACGAUGAUCGGGAUUUAUUAAGUGUGAACGUAAGAGAACUUAAGACUAUAUGGCGAAAGGUUUAUAUGGAGAACACAGAUUUAGACGAAGUCACUUCCUUAGAUUUGGCAAACCCGUUCAACAGUAAGAGUGAGGUUUUGGACAUGUACAAAAAAACUCACCCACAAAUCGACAGAUCUUUGUUUGUUUUUACGAACUAUAACCCGAUUAGAAGGAUUUGCCAAAUGAUUGUUUCCCCAAGUAAUUUACAGAGAACUGAAGGCAGACAACCUGCUCCGAAAUUGAUGUAUGCUUGUAAUGUCUUUAUGUUCUUGGCAUCAGUAGCCGUUGUUAUUUUGACUUGUUAUGAAACUCCACUUUACCGGAGAUCUAUUUCACCGGUUCUCACUGCUAACAUCUGGUCAAGUUAUGCCGAUGUGGUUUUCAUGGUAAUCUUUUCAGUUGAAUUUUCCAUCAAAAUUAUAGCAGAUGGUUUUUUAUUUGGGCCUAGAGCAUACGUGAAAUCUACAUGGAAUAAUUUGGAUUUUAUUGUCUUAAUAUCUUUUUGGGUCACAGUUUUAUCAGUCAUAAACAAUAACUACUCAUUACUGGUGACUUUUGGAGCUUUGAAAGCAUUUCGGGCUUUCAGACUGCUAACUAUCACCAAAGAGUCACAACUAGUCUUUCAUUUUGCUAUCAUUUCAGGAGCUUAUAAAAUUCUUUCAGCUGCACUAGUUUCUUUAUCGUUGUUAAUUCCAUUUGCAUUAUGGGGAUUGAAUAUAUUCAGUAUGGAACUAUCUUACUGUGCUGAUGGUGUAUCGAACAUAUCGAAUUGUACUUUGGAAUAUACUAAUACCGUUUUCAAAUGGGAAGUUUACAGCCCAAAUUAUGUUGAAACCCCAUACUUAUAUUUUGAUUCAUUUGGAACAUCGAUUAGGUCAUUAUUUGAGAUUCUUUCACUAGAAGGCUGGGUGGACUUAUUGAGUAACGUUAUGAAUAUUACAACUUAUGGUGAGCAACCUCAAAUUUUCAACUCUGUUGGCAAUGGUGUAUUCGUCAUUAUUUUCAUAUUUUGUUCAACAGUUUUUAUUAUCAACUUGUUUAUAUCUAUUAUCAUCAACAAUUACUCCAUUCAAACUGGUGCAGCUUUCUUGAAUAAUGAGCAGUACGGGUGGUAUGAAGUGAAAAAAGUGUUGAGUAUGGUCAAGCCAUCUAAAAGGAGAGACGAUGGCGAUAUAUCCCAAAUACAAAAAAGAGUAUUCAGAUUUGUAAGUAAGAAAGAUGGGGCUUGGUCUGUUUUCAUAAAGACUGUUUUGCUUCUUCAUUUCCUCCUUUUGAUUUCUGAAAGCUACCCAUAUUCGAUUGCGGGAAAUACCGCCAGAUAUGGUCUAUUUAUUGUCAGCACUACAAUUCUUUUGAUUCAUAUGAUCUUGCUACAAUUCUCACUUGGUACCAAAGUUUUUUAUUCCAAUAAGUGGAAUUUGAUCAUGACAAUAGUAAUAAUAACUGCCUUGACUAUGACAUCGAUAUCCUUUGCUGUCAGUGAUACGUCGGUUUACACUAAUAUAAAUAAAGCAUUCCUUGUUGCAGUAUUGUGUUUGAUCAUUCCUCAAGUUGAUAUGUUAAAUCAAUUGAUUAAAUAUGGGUCAACAGGGUUGUUUUCUUUGAUUUCAUUGCUAUAUACCUGGUUGGUUUUAUUUUUAGUUUUUGCAAUUGCGUUAAACCAAUUAUUUGGAUUGACCAGACUUGGUCCAAAUACUACUGGCAAUUUGAAUGCAAGAACUGUCACCAAAGCACUGAUAAUGCUAUUUAGGAAUAGUUUUGGAGAAGGUUGGAAUUAUAUUAUGAGAGAUUUUGAGGUUCUCGAGCCGUAUUGUUAUGACAAUGGAUACGGUGACUCUGAUUGUGGUAAUGUUACAUUGGCUUUAGUUCUCUUCAUUUGCUGGAAUAUACUUUCAAUGUAUAUCUUUUUGAACAUCUUGAUAUCAGUGAUUAUUACUAAUUUUAGUUACAUUUACCACGGAUCUGGUCCUCACAAAUUGAUUACCAGAGAAGAACUCAGAAAAUUCAAGCGUGCUUGGAAUCAAUUUGAUGUUAAUGGUUCAGGCUACAUAUACGAGGCAGAUUUAUUCAAGUUCAUGCAUUCACUUGACGGAAUCCUAUCAUAUAAUGUUUAUCCGAAAUAUCUUUCUUUGCCUGCUAUUGCUGAGAAUACUAUAGUUUGCAGAGAUCCUAACAAUGGCUACGACAUUGAGUGCAACUUGACACGCUUAGAGGAGAUACUGGCUUUUAUUGAUUUCAGGAAAGUUAGAAUGAGAAGGAUAAGAUACGAGCGUCUCAUUUCUGAACUACUGGCUUGUUCAGUUGAAAUAUCUGUUAAUGAUUCUGACGAUACGGAGACAGCAGUCAUUCGGAAAAUCCCUUUCAAAGAAUCACUCCUUGUCAUCGGCUAUUACUCUCGUUUUGAAGACAGUACUUGUUUAAACCUUGAAGACUUUUUGAGACAUUCAAUUCAGAUCAAAAACAUAAAUAGAGAGUUGAGAAAGGCUAAGAUCGUGUCAACCAUUAAGAUGACAUUUACACGUUUACGUUACAAAUUUGCAGUUGAUAAAAUGAGAAUUUUCGAUAAAAUAGCUAGGGCUUCUCCUUUCGAGAAAGAAAUGCUUAAAGAAGACCUAAGGAAUAGUCUAAAGGGAGCAGAUCUAUCAUUUGAUGUUUUGACAGAUAAUACUUUUAGGGUUGUCGAUCCAGAGAACCCCAUUUUCAACAAUAACCUAUACAAAGUCAUGUCCGCAAGCAGCAGAAAUCCAUUCAGUGAUGUAUACGUUGCAAACCGUAGUUGUGAGAGUAUUGUUUCUACUGAUGAAUAA